AUGGACUUGCAAGACGUACAAAGCUGGCUCAAUGAUAUCUUGAUGGAAGCGUCCAUCCAUUUUCAUAAAGUCCCCGGCUCCGCGAUAUUCCUACGAUAUGUCAAGUCAAGUUACCAGAACGACCCCGAGGUUGACGAGCUAAUUGACGAAUGGACCCCGGAACCUCUUGUAGCACCUCUUACCUUAUUCGAAGAAGCAGAGAAUGAAAAGAGGCCUGUGAUUGUUGGACCCACAGGUCCGAAAUCAAAACUUUCAAAUGGCCGUACGGUCACAAAUCUUGCUUCCUACAACUUUUACAAUCUCAUCAGCAAUGAGACCUUGAAAGAGAAAGCCAUUCAAGUCCUUCGCACCUACGGAGUUGGUCCUUGCAGCCCUCCAGGAUUUUACGGCACACAAGAUGUACAUAUCAAGACCGAAGCAGAUAUAGCAGCACAUUUGGGCACACCAGCAUGCAUAGUCUACGCCCAGGCCUUCUCCACAAUCUCGAGCGUCAUAUCAGCAUUUUCGAAACGAGGCGAUAUCAUCGUCGCGGACAGAGCCGUCAAUUAUGCCAUUCGAAAGGGUAUUCAGAUAUCGCGGAGCACAAUUCGGUGGUAUGAACACAAUGAUAUGCAUGACCUGCAGCGAGUGCUGGAAAAUGUUGUGACUGAGCAGGCGAAGAAGCCGCUGACCCGGCGAUUCAUUAUUACGGAGGGGCUUUUCGAAAAUAUAGGAGAUAUGAUUGACUUGCCCAAGAUCAUCGAGCUUGGCCGCCAGUACAAGUUCCGACUCAUUCUGGACGAGACCUGGUCUUUCGGCGUCUUGGGUAGGACUGGUCGAGGCAUCACCGAGCACCAAAACGUCGACGCUGCGGAAGUUGACAUGAUCGUUGGCUCUUUGGCGGGACCACUAUGUGCUGGUGGCGGCUUCUGCGCAGGCUCAGAUGCUAUCGUGGAGCAUCAGCGGAUCUCAGCAUCUGCGUACACGUUCUCGGCUGCCCUCCCAGCAAUGCUUGCUACCACUGCAAGCGAAGUCUUGUCAAUGCUGCAGACGAACCCGGAGAUGUUGACUACAGUCAGGGAGAACAUCAAGACCAUGUGGGCGCAGCUGGAUCCUAGGAGUGAUUGGGUACAUUGUACAAGCUCUGCUGAGAAUCCAAUCAUAGUCCUGACGUUGAAGGCGGACUUGAUUGCCAGCAAGAAACUGAGGAUAGCAGAUCAGGAGCAGCUCUUGCAGGAAGUUGUCGAUGAAACGUUGGCAAACGGGGUACUGAUAACGAGGCUAAAGAGUAUGCCGCGAGCAAUCAAUGCAACGACCAAGGACAUCGGAUGGGAGCUUCAGCCGGCACUGAAGGUCUGCGUUACGUCUGGACUCUCGAAAAAGGAGAUUGAGCGGGCUGGGAUUACCAUUAGACACGCAGUCACUAAAAUUGUCAAUAAACGGCGAUAA
Letharia lupina is the source of this 1428-nucleotide messenger RNA. RefSeq lists its product as uncharacterized. Gene Ontology annotation, cellular component: endoplasmic reticulum. Lineage: Eukaryota; Fungi; Ascomycota; Lecanoromycetes; Lecanorales; Parmeliaceae. Gene Ontology annotation, biological process: sphingosine biosynthetic process; ceramide biosynthetic process. Gene Ontology annotation, molecular function: serine C-palmitoyltransferase activity; pyridoxal phosphate binding. The transcript is spliced from 5 exons. Bases 1 to 1428 code for a protein of 475 amino acids. The record is from RefSeq and is a predicted model, not a curated record.